AUGUUGUUCAAAACGUCACCAUUGAUAACUCUGCUUUCUGCAGUUGCAUCAUUGGUUUUAGCGUCUAUUAAAAGCCAUACUCCACCUCAAAAAAAAGGGGCUACAAGAUCUAGUGGCGUGGGACCAACAUUCUAUAAUAAUACGCGGAGAGCGGCUCAUGAUCUUUCCUGGCGAAUUUCACCCCUUCGACUCCCAGUCCCAGGUCUUUGGCUCGACGUGUCAAAAAACAAAGAGGAAUCCUGGACACGUUAUCACCGACGGGAUAUGGAGCUUAGAUGGGGUUUUGACGUAGCAAGCCAAGCUGGCUUAUACCUCAUCGCUCGACCGGGACCGUACAUCAACGCAGAAACAACUGCUGGUGGAAUACCUGGGUGGGUUCUACGAGAAAAGGGGGUUAUUCCAUCCGACGAUCCUGAAUACCUGAAUGCAACAGCAAAUUACAUAUCGAUACUGGGCCGGAUCAUUGACAGGGGACAGAUCACAAAUGGUGGCCCAGUGAUCAUGGUUCAGCCAGAGAACAAGUACUCCACCUGGCUUGGAGUGACUGACUUCCCGACUGAGAUGAAUCGGAAUUAUAUGGUAUACGUUGAAGAGCAGCUGCUUGAUGAAGGUCUUACUGUUCCUUCAAUUGUGAAUGAUAACUUGGUUAUGGGAUACUUCGCGCCGGGGUCAGGGAAGGGCGCAGUCGAUAUCAACGCUAUUGAUGCGUACCCCUUGCGCUAUAAUUGCGCAAAUUUUACUGUUUUGCCUAAUUACAAGUUUCCAUAUGACUGGCAAGUCACGCACAGACGGCAGAGUCCAACGACGCCUUUUCGAUUGCUGAGUUCCAAGGAGGGUCUGAUGAAGGAUGGGGAGGGCUGGUCCAAGACAUGUGCGGCCGGUUGGUAA
This is a messenger RNA of Penicillium roqueforti, 888 nucleotides long. Its product is annotated as CAZyme family GH35. The transcript is spliced from 5 exons. NCBI's taxonomy places the organism in Eukaryota, Fungi, Ascomycota, Eurotiomycetes, Eurotiales, Aspergillaceae. Gene Ontology annotation, cellular component: vacuole. The coding region runs from base 1 to 888 and encodes 295 amino acids. The record is from RefSeq and is a predicted model, not a curated record. Gene Ontology annotation, molecular function: beta-galactosidase activity. Gene Ontology annotation, biological process: carbohydrate metabolic process.